Zophobas morio is the source of this 5163-nucleotide messenger RNA. RefSeq names its product atrial natriuretic peptide-converting enzyme (gene Corin). The transcript has 15 exons. NCBI's taxonomy places the organism in Eukaryota, Metazoa, Arthropoda, Insecta, Coleoptera, Tenebrionidae. Gene Ontology annotation, molecular function: serine-type endopeptidase activity; protein binding. Gene Ontology annotation, biological process: proteolysis. The record is from RefSeq and is a predicted model, not a curated record. The coding region runs from base 264 to 3161 and encodes 965 amino acids. Gene Ontology annotation, cellular component: membrane.
AACAGUUUUUCAAUGUCGCUAACAUUGUUGCAAUGUAAAACAUUGCAGUCAGCUUAACGUGACUUAAAACUGUAUUUUUCAUGUUUAAUUUGCUUUAAUCGUGUCUCGUCGGUCCGAAUAGUAGAGUGUGCAACGAAUGCAUUGUUGUUGUUGUUGUGUGAUGUACGUAUUACGAGCUGAAAAUCUUGAAGGUUCAAUUAAAAAUGUGCAACAGGUCUGUUGUAUGUGCAGAGCGCAGCAUGCUGUAAGGGGAAAGGGACGCCAUGGUGGAUAGACAUCGUCAUAGUGUUGUUAACCAGAUAGAGGAACCAAGGCCUAGGCCAAGAUGGGGAAGUCUGGCCAAUGAAAGAGCGCUUCUAGAUCUUCUGGAUGGUGACCAGCAGAACUUGCAGCCCACUUCCCUCACGUUGGCGCCCAUCAACAGCUCCAACAUUUAUGCGAGGCGGCACUCGGCGCACACCUGUCCUAUCACGGAAGAGAGAAAUGCUACGGUGGCUAGCAUACCUCCGCCUGUACCAAUGCGACCACCUGCCGUACCCAAAAGAACGCACGUACCCCCACCGGUGAAUGCUAACGAGACCGUUGUUAAAACGAGCGUCCGAACAUUACCACAACCACCUCCAGUCAUUCCACCUCUGCCGAAAUCUCGAGCGUUACCCCCCAUACCCACUGUAGAUACCAAACCCAGGCCACCGGUCAGACACCAGAUCUCCGGCGAAUCAAACAAUAUUAACAUAUUGUCAAGAACUUACGACUUAAACAGAAAUGCGUCGCCUAAACAGAACAAGCUUCCUGGUUGCACUUUUGAAUUUAAUUCUGUAAACCAGGAUUUUUCGAAGAUACCUCCUGCUCCAGUCGGCCCUCCACCGCCGGCUCCCAAGGGGUGUCACAAGCCGAACAUCGCUCCGGCAAAUAAAGUUUCCGGAAAUCAGUGUAACGGGGGCAGAGUUUCAGUGCGACAAGACUCGGGGAUCUCCAGCGACAGCUUUAGUCAAACAUCGUCCCCGAGUUACACAACAAAAACGAUGGAAACUCCCCUGUUGCCGCCAAAGACUCCCGUCAGGCAACAAAACGGGAUUCUUGCUAAAGUUCAAAACGUCGAAGACGACGCUAACGGAAACACAACAAUAACCAAGAGUGCAUCGACGCCUGCAAGCUUGCAGACCAUCGUGCGCUUCCAUAAUGGGUCAAAUAUGUCUCUCCAUCAUAGGAUAAUUAGAGAUAUGAGACGUCCCUCGAGCCACUACGCUCGACGUUUAAAAUUAAGGUUUAGAUUUGCUCAAAUAAUUAUAAAUGCAAUUGCCUUGUUUGCUAUAGGCGCAGGAAUGGCGGCGUACUUUAAAGCUUACCCAACGUCAGUGCAAAUAGUAAACACGACCUUUAACACGACCAUCGCGCCAGCUGUUGAAAAAAUCAGCACAAAUCCGGCUCCUGGAAUCUGUUUACCUGUAAUCGUGAGUUUCUGUCAACAGCAUAAAGUACCUUACAACUUCACGGUUUAUCCGAACUAUAUGGGACACUUCGGACAAAGAGACGCCCAACAAGAGUUGGAGUUGUACGACGCGGUUGUCGACGUUCGUUGUUACGAACUGUCUGCCCUCUUCCUCUGCUCACUUUUCGUGCCCAAAUGUGGCCCUCAUGGGGAAGUGGUUCGACCCUGUCGCAACCUUUGCUACGAGACGAAACGGCGAUGCGGUUUCUUUCUUGACGUGUUUGGAUUGACUCUCCCGGAGUAUCUGGACUGUGCUCUGUUUCCGGAGAAGCCGGAGCGAGGCCCGUGCAUCGGCUAUCACGAAGUGAAGCAAGCCAAAUUGAGGGCUCAGAGACCAGUGUGCCCGAACGGCUUCCAAUGCGACGUAAGGCGGUGCAUCCCUAAGGACUGGCAAUGCGACGGUUACACUGAUUGCAAAGAUAAAUCCGAUGAAUUAAACUGCAAAGAAUGCGGUCCUGGAAUGAUUCACUGCGGUCAGGAGAAAUGCAUAACGCAAGAACAUAUGUGCGACGGUAAACUGGACUGUCCUUGGGGUCAAGAUGAAAGAAAUUGCUUAAGAUUAAGUGAACGGAAUGGAGAUGAAGGUAAAGGACAGUUGGAGGUAUUUAGACCCGACCAAAACGAAUGGGUGCCAGCAUGUGUAGCCCACUGGGAUCAGAAGACAUCGCCAAAAACCAUUUGUUCGCUACUUGGAUAUUCGAGUUCCAAUGGAAGCCGUUUAGUGAGAGGUACCGACAUAAACAUUUCUCCUCCGAUUCAGGAGACAACGGCUAUCUGGCGAAUGAACCAGAACAAACGACCGAAAAACAUGAUCCGAGAAUUCGGUUCGUGCAACGGAACAACAUACCCCACAGUCGCUUUAAACUGCACAAAUUACAUAUGCGGAAAAGCGAGGAAAAGUUACGCGGAACAACUGACUUUGAGGAUAGUUGGUGGUAAUCCAUCAAAACCAGGAGACUGGCCUUUCCUUGCAGCUCUCCUCGGGGGUCCAGAAGAGAUAUUUUAUUGUGCCGGCGUCUUAAUCGCCGAUCAAUGGGUACUCACGGCUUCUCAUUGCGUCGGGAACCAUUCGGACGUUUCCGGCUGGACCAUUCAACUGGGUAUUACGAGACGACACGCUCAUUCCUUUUAUGGGCAGAAAAUGAAAGUUAAAAAUGUUGUUCCACAUCCUCUAUACAACCUUGGUGUGGCGCACGAUAAUGACGUCGCUUUAUUUCAACUCUCCUCCAGGGUUGACUUUCAUGAACAUUUAUUGCCAGUUUGUCUUCCACCUGCCAAUAAGCAACUUCAUCCGGGCACAAAAUGUACGGUUAUAGGAUGGGGCAAAAAGGAAGACACUGGAAUGUCAGAAUACGAACCCGAAGUAAAUGAAGUGGAGGUGCCCGUUUUGAAUCGGGACUUGUGUAACGCUUGGCUGGAAAACCGGGAGUUGAACGUUACAGAUGGUAUGAUCUGUGCAGGAUACAAGGAGGGAGGGAAAGAUGCCUGUCAGGGAGAUUCCGGAGGUCCUUUGCUGUGUCGCGACAGCAGCGAUCCAGACCGGUGGUUUGUAGGCGGAAUCGUCAGUUGGGGUAUCAAAUGUGCUCAUCCGCACCUACCCGGAGUUUAUGCUUACGUACCGAAAUAUAUUCCGUGGAUUUUACAGCAGAUGAAGCAUUACUCUGAUUAGAUAGUAGAUAAGACAAUAAUCUCAAUUAAGCUGACAAUAAUGUAACAAGAAUGAAUGGUACAAAUUAUACACGGUAACUAUGGUUUUCUAAGACAUUUACAUGAAGAGAAUGCUUACAAAGUUACUUAGUAAGACGCAUUUGUUAUAUUGUGGUAUAGCAGUUCUCCCCUGCCACAAUCCAGCUACGCACAAUAUCUAGAAUGAUCCUCUAGUGAUAUUUCGUGACAAUUCACCUAGUGUUCGAGCGGACCGCUACUACAUGUGAUCUGUUUAUACAGCUGUGUCAUAUACAACUUUGUGCGGUAUUAAUAAAUAUACUGAACUAAAGCAUGCCAUAACGCUCACCUUCAAGAAUCUCCCAUUCGCCUAACCAACAGCUACCGGAAUCCGAAAAAUUUUUAUAACUAUACUUAUAACUAUCCUGAAAACUUUCAGAAAAUGGCAGAAAUCAAAUUUGCGUACAAAUAAACACACACACACUCGACACAUGUUUGUCAAAAACACCCCAAUUGAAUAUUGCAUGACAUUUGUGUGUUUGUCACAUGACAUACGAUAGGAUUUCCUCAAAGAUUUAAAGAGGCGUUUUAUUGUGACGGUUGAAUGUAUAAUAUAUGCUUCAUAUGUAAAUGUAUAAAUGUAUACGUAACGUGUUAACCGAAAUAUGCGUUUUCUUUUUGCUCGUGAAAAGGAUCAGUUAUGUCACAUUGAUGUUUGGCUCCCGACGAGCCCUUUAACGAGCAUGAAAGGUUCAGUAUAUUUCGUAAGAUCGCCACCUGUGCAGAAGUCUUCGAAGGCCCUAUUAGAUAACCGCCUCGCGCCCUGGUGCCGGUGUACUUGUGACAAUAAUUACUUCGGAGCCUUCUGCAAUGCUUUAAAUAUAUUUUAUACCCUUAGAAAAAGAAGAUAUCAUAGUUUUCUAUAGAUUUAUAAUGAUGUUAUCUAGUGUCUACUGUGCGCAGGUCGUGAAUUUUACAGCUCGCGGCAAGGACCAUCUUACCAGAUCGAACGAUAUAUAUACCUUUUGAAAAGAAAAUCCGUAAAAUUACCAAUAGCAGUUGGGGAUGAUGCUGUCUCAUUUUUAUUUUUAUUUUUUUCACAAACCCAAUAACAAUCGAUUCUCUUACUUACCCUCGAAAACUUAAUUACCACGGUUCGAGGAAUAUCUUUUCGAACGAUGCCGGAAUAUGAGGAAUAAAUUUUCUGUCGUUAUUUAGCUUGUCCUCGCCGUCGGCGAUUGUUAAAUUCCAAAGACCCUGCGUUUAACUAAAAUUGCGACGUGUGGGCAAUCACUAAUGAAAUACGUUGUACAUGUUUCUAAAUUGUGUUUUUCAUAUAGAAAAUGCAAAAGUCAUUAAUCGCCAAAAAACGAUUUCAUAGGUAAAUAGAUGAGGAUGUUUGUGGUCCGACGAUACUGUUCACGGAAAUAUCGCAAUUAUCAAACACAGUGAUAUUAGAAGAUAAGAGAAACAGUACUACAUUUAGUCAAUAGAAUUAUAAUUUUAGAAAUCUAAGGUUUAAAAAUAAUCCCAUCGGUUAUUUCCGGAAGCAUUGUCGUUGGUUGAAGAUUUUUGGGUGAUUAAUGACACAAAUAAAAAUAUUAUGGGCUCACAUGAAAUUUAAAUAGUCAUAAACAUAUCUCUACAUCUCGGAGAAUCAUAAAAAUUAAGUGAUAUUACAUAUCCAGACAAUAUUUUAGACAAUAAAUUUAUAUUUAUACAUCAUCGUGGGUGCUUUCAUGUGAGCUUCGAUAUGCAUAUUUGUUUGGGAAAAAAUACUAUUUUGAUAGAACCAUUCUUAUCUUUUAUGAGAUUGUUUAAAUUAGGCGAAAUUGUUCACUUAUGUGUUCCUUGGCUUUUGCUGCUACAUCUAGUCGAUGCAAUGGGACAAUAACUGGUCUAGUUAUGUGUGAUGUCCGGUCAGCAUGCUAUGUGCUUCCAGUUACCGCUCCUGUAUUAUUGAAACCUGUGUUGAAAAAAUGUAGUCAAUAUAUACCAACACUCAA